Molecule: messenger RNA, 1486 nt
Organism: Hypanus sabinus (Atlantic stingray)
Lineage: Eukaryota; Metazoa; Chordata; Chondrichthyes; Myliobatiformes; Dasyatidae
Gene: paqr8
Product: progestin and adipoQ receptor family member VIII
Exons: 3
Coding region: 409-1470 (353 amino acids)
Biological process (GO): response to steroid hormone
Cellular component (GO): plasma membrane
Molecular function (GO): steroid binding; nuclear steroid receptor activity
Source: RefSeq, a predicted model, not a curated record
GAGAUUGCUAUAAAAAAUGCUAUGUACAAGGAUCGGUGGGCAAUCAGCGACUAGCUCACUGACUGUCUCAGCUUUGAUUUGCAAAUUAAAGUUUAACACUUCUUGAAGAAUCUUCUGCAUCUCCUGGUCGUUUGUGGAGCACUAGAAACCACGACAAAAUUGGCGACUGCGGCAGGACCAGAAAGAGACCCACAGAAAGGAAACGGCAGAUUGGGAACGCUUCCCAGUCCUCUAGGGACCCCCACAAGGCUGACAGAAUUAAGGGUGCACCCAAACAAAAGUUCGCAUCCAGACGACGUUUGAAUCCGAAGAAUGGCGUCUCCGCUGUAGCUGGGGCGGACGGUGGAGACAGCGCCUGACGAGGGGAGUGCGGACUUGCUCUGACCAGGGGCAUACCAGGUGUCCCAGAUGGUGCUGGUGUGUGAAACGAAGCUAAGGAAGCCCCUGGGCCACGUCCUGGAGCGGUUCUGCCCACAGCACGUGUUGCGGGAGCUGCUGCCUGAGGUGCCCAGCACUCUGCGAGACUCCGACGUCCCUGAGCUCUUCCGCGAGCCCUUCAUCUGCAGCGGCUACCGGCCGGUGGGCCGGGCCUGGAAGUACUACGCGCUGAGCCUCUUCCUGUGUCACAAUGAGGCACUGAAUGUGUGGACGCACCUGCUGGCCAUCCUGGUGCUGCUAGCCCGCUUCUGUGCCUUCCUGUGCACGGCCGCGCCCCUGCCCGCCCUCUACGGACUGCCGCUCCACUGCUUUGCGGGGGCCUGUCUCAUCUACCUGUCGUGCAGUGUGCUGGCCCAUCUCUUCCAGUCCAAGUCUGAGCUGGCUCACUAUUCCUUCUACUUCCUCGACUACGUGGGGGUGGGUGCCUACCAAUAUGGCAGUGCGCUGGCACAUUACUACUACUGUGCCGAGCUGGACUGGUUGCGUGUGAUGAGGCCCUUCUUCCUCCCCGCCGCCGCCCUGCUGGGCUGGCUCUCCUGUCUUGGCUGCUGCCUCUCCAAGAUGCAUUUCAGGCGGCCGUACCCCACCCGCCGUAAGUUGUGCCAACUGGUGCCGGCCUGUCUGGCGUACAUGCUUGACAUCAGCCCCGUGGUUCACCGUCUGGCCGGAUGCUGGGCGGCUGGCUGUGCAGACCCGGCGGCCGUUUACCACGGCCUGCAGAUCGCCCUUUUCCUGGUGGCCUCGGCCUUCUUCUCCUGCCCGGUGCCUGAGAGGUACUUCCCGGGCAGCUGUGACAUCGUAGGGCACGCCCACCAGAUCUUCCACACCUUCCUGGCCCUGUGCACGCUGGCCCAGAUGGAGGCCGUGCUACUCGACUACUGGGGCCGCCGCGACGUGUUUGCUGCCCGCGGAGACCACGACUCCAUCUACGUCGCCUGCGGCCUCUUCGGCCUUUUGCUCCUUGGGUGCGGCUGUUCGGUGCUCUACCUGCGCCACGUCCUGCAGCGACGGCUGAGGAAGAGAAGUGACUGAGGGCAGGUCCUGGCGG